UGUUUUCACCCGCGCGGUCAAAUAAAAAACUCAUUUUCCAAAGUGCAUUUUGUGAUCGUCCAACAUGUCCACUCGUGUUUACCGUCCUCAAGAAAGUGUCUACGACCUUCUGUCCAAGGAAGAGGUCAAAUCUGAGAGACCUCCCAGGUAUGUGUCCAAGUUCAGGCCAGCAGUGAUCCAAGAAGAGAAGCUUCCCAAGAGACCUAUGAGGACGAUGGGCCCCGCUAAAGUAGAGGCUCCCUCUCCAGAGAAUUUCCUCAAGAAACACUCAAAAGAGCCGAAACUACCAGACAAGGUAAAAGAAGGCCGUAUCAACCCUCUGAGGAAGCCUCCUGUUCCCAGGCGCACAGAAAUCCCUCCGAUGGGCAUCCAGACCAAACGAGACUUCAUAAAGACCUGCACUUUUGUAACUACCAAACCCAAGCCCAUCAGCGUAGACACCCACAAGGGCCACAGGGAGGAGCUGGAGAACUCCGGUCGGGUCCCCAAGUACAUUAAAAAGAAGGAUUUUGGUAAAGUCCCGGCGUAUCUCCAGCACCGUAACAAAGAGAAGCAGAAGGCUCAGGAGCUUUAUGACAACUACGUGAAAGAGCAGAGAGAGAAGCAGGCCAUGAAGCAGCUGUCUGAGGAGGAGAGGAGGGACAUUCUCGAGGGCCUGAAGAAGAACUGGGACCGGAUCCAUCACGAGUACCAGUGCCUGUCCAUGGUCAUCGACACAUGGUCCAAACGGGCCCACAAGGAGCGCCUGGAGGCCGACAUGAAGCAUCUGGAGAAGAAAAUAGAGAUGUUUGAGAGGUUUAAAGUCAUCUACAUCUCUGAAAACUAG
Messenger RNA from Boleophthalmus pectinirostris (great blue-spotted mudskipper), 826 nucleotides. Its product is annotated as enkurin-like. Lineage: Eukaryota; Metazoa; Chordata; Actinopteri; Gobiiformes; Gobiidae. Gene Ontology annotation, molecular function: calmodulin binding. The record is from RefSeq and is a predicted model, not a curated record. The transcript has a single exon. The coding region runs from base 65 to 826 and encodes 253 amino acids. Gene Ontology annotation, cellular component: acrosomal vesicle.